Messenger RNA from Plasmodium coatneyi, 3021 nucleotides. Its product is annotated as Vacuolar-type H+ pumping pyrophosphatase. Gene Ontology annotation, biological process: proton transmembrane transport. Lineage: Eukaryota; Apicomplexa; Aconoidasida; Haemosporida; Plasmodiidae. Gene Ontology annotation, cellular component: membrane. The record is from RefSeq and is a predicted model, not a curated record. Gene Ontology annotation, molecular function: inorganic diphosphate phosphatase activity; diphosphate hydrolysis-driven proton transmembrane transporter activity. Bases 1 to 3021 code for a protein of 1006 amino acids. The transcript is spliced from 2 exons.
AUGCUGCCCCUACACGGGAACGGCAGGAGGAAGCGCUUCCCCAAUGUAAUGAGUUUCUUUGGCGGAGCCUAUUCAAAGGGGAUACUCCAAAGUGGAAAAGUUGGGGAUGUCCCUAAUACACAUAAGGGGGAAAACUUCCCCCAUGUGCGCAAUGCACAAGGGUGGAGCCCCCCCAUGGGUGAAGUUCAAUACGUACAAUGUGCAGACUACGAAGAUGAUGUAACGUCGUUUGGGUGUCUAAACUGGUACAUAAACCGGUCGCCCAAGCAAAGGAUCGCCAUUAACACAGGAGUGUUGCUCGCAUUCGCGACAGCAACGUAUGCAACAUAUCGAACUGUUGAAAAUGUGAAGACCGUGUGCUUAGUGGGGCUAUCCCUCUACAGUGCCUUCUUCCUGUUAUUCGCCCUGCACAUGCUGAGCUCCGUGUUGAAGGACGAAUAUGAUGCUUACAGUAGCGUACCAGGGGGGGACGCCUGGAAGGACGGAGUGACGACCCACCAGAUUCGCGUCAUGCCGAAACAUGUCGGCCUUCCACAUAAGAAGACCAAAACCGUGCAACCGAAUAAUGGUGACAAACAAGGGGAGGAGCGGAUCAAGGUGGCGCACGACACGGUGGAUAACACCCUCGAAGCGCCGCAGGAUGGGUACGAAGUACUCUCCCUGGAAGACAUAGCAAAACCGAUAAAGGAGGGAUCAGAAGGAUUUUUCGCGGUGCAAUACAAUUCGAUUUUUAAAAUAUCCGUAGCUUUUACGACACUUCUUCUGUUCCUUUACAUAGUGAGAGGAGACAACACAAAGUUGCCCCGAGAGAAAGACACCAUGGUGGAGGGUACCACUGAAAAGUACAUAGUAAUAUCACCCUUUGCAUACAGCAUAAUAACCUCUAUUUCAUUUUUACUGGGAGCUACAUGUAGCUCCUUAGCUGCCUACAACGGAAUUUAUGUAGCCGUCCGGGCGAAUGUCCGUGUGGCUAAAGCUUCUACCUAUUCGUAUAGGAAAGCUCUCAUGACCUGUUUUAGGAGCGGAGCAAUAAGUGCCAUUGUGAACGUGGCGCUAGCUAUCUUUGGCAUUUGCUCCUUACUAGUGUUAAUAAAUAUUUUAUACCCUUCCCUGUCGUUUACAAAAUACCCCCUAUUGAUUGUUGGCUACGGGUUUGGAGCUUCUCUAGUGGCCAUGCUGUAUCAGCUAGCUGGAGGUAUAUACACGAAAGCAGCCGAUAUAGGUGCCGACUUAGUUGGGAAGGUAGAGAAACAUAUUCCAGAGGAUGACGCCAGGAACCCAGCAGUUAUUGCAGACUUGGUUGGAGACAACGUAGGUGACUGUGCAGGUCAGUGUGCAGAUCUGUUUGAAUCCAUAUCUGCGGAAAUUAUUGCAUCUAUGAUUUUAGGAGGAACCUUAUGUGAAAAUGGAAUCAUUUCUGAGAAGAGGGCUAACUACUUUGUUCUCUUCCCCCUGUUUGUCCACUCGAUGGAUUUGUUCGUGUCCACCAUUGGGGUUUACCUUGUUCGGACCAGGAGCGACUAUGGAAGCACCCCAGUGGGGAAGAAGAAACGUGGUAGUAGUAAACACCACGUGGGAACGGACCAGUGUGCCCAUCUUAGUAAUGCAUCCUACAGUAGAACAGUGCAAAAUGGUGCAAAUGUGAACGUACGCAGCGCAAACGGAGACACAACCUUAUUGGCCCUAAGUCCUGACCAUUACAAUGAUAACGAACUAGACAUGAUAGGAGAACAUUUAGAGAACCCACUAAAGGUGAUGCUAAGGGCGUAUAUUGUUACUUGCCUGCUGGCCAUGGGUGGUUUUUUUUUCUUCUGUAAAAUGUUGUUUGUCUUGGGGGAGGAUUGCCCAAAUGAUUAUUCGUGGGUUUACCUGUCCUUAUGUGGACUUGUGGGUAUGGUUUGCUCGUACCUGUUUGUUAUUCUGACAAGAUACUACACAGACUACUCCUACCCGAAGGUGAGAAAGAUAGCUCAUGCGUCUUUAAGCGGUCCAGCUACUAACAUAAUAACGGGUCUAUACGUCGGCAUGGAAUCUACCUUCCUCCCCACGGUAGUCAUUUCUGUGUCUCUGUUGGCUUCCUACUACCUAGGGUUAGCAAGCAAUCUGACUGGAGAUGGUCGUGCUAUAAAUGGACUCUACGGAACAUCAGUAGCCACCAUGGGGAUGCUCUCCACAGCAGUCUUCAUUUUAAGCAUGUCUAAUUUUGGACCCAUAGCAGACAAUGCAGGUGGAAUUGUAGAGAUGUCGAAUCAACCUGAGAGCGUUCGGUUCAUUACAGAUAAGUUAGAUGCAGUUGGAAAUGUAACGAAAGCAAAUACAAAGGGGUACAGUGUUGGUUCUGCUGCUUUGGCGUGUUUUUUACUUUUCUCUGCCUUUCUUAGUGAAGUUUCUCUCCAUGCGAAGACACCUUUUACUACUGUAGAUAUUGCCUUGCCGGAGGUAUUCAUUGGUGGGAUUCUAGGAUCCGUUGUGGUGUUCCUUUUCGCUAGCUGGUCCUUAGAUGCAGUUGGAAAUACAGCAGAAGAAGUUCUCAAAGAAGUGCGCAGACAGUUUAAUGACCACCCGGGGAUUCUCACCUAUGAUGAAAAACCAGACUACCACACUUGCGUUUCAAUUAUUAGUAGGAAGGCACUGAUCGAGACGAUUAAGCCGGGGUUACUCGCUCUAUGUGCCCCCAUCAUAAUUGGGUUGCUUUUUAAGCAAUUUGGCAAGUUCAGAAAUAAUGGCUUGUUAGGGGCACAAGUCAUUGCUUCGUUUAUUAUGUUCUCCACCUCCACGGGGAUUUUGAUGGCGCUCUUCCUCAACAACGCCGGGGGGGCUUGGGACAAUGCGAAGAAAUACAUCGAGUCCGGUUUUUACGGAGGGAAGAACAGCCCAGCGCAUGUCUCCAGCGUGAUUGGCGACACGGUGGGGGACCCCUGCAAGGACACCGCGGGUCCCUCCAUCCAUGUGCUUAUCAAGUUGAUCUCUACCAUCACCAUGGUGAUGACCCCCCUGAUCGCGUCCUCCCCGGAGAUGUAA